This is a messenger RNA of Diatraea saccharalis (sugarcane borer), 1889 nucleotides long. The record is from the annotation of a GenBank genome assembly. Lineage: Eukaryota; Metazoa; Arthropoda; Insecta; Lepidoptera; Crambidae.
UAUACUUUGUUAACCAAUUUUUCCAACAUAAUGAUAAAUUUGACGCAGUAGUAUUCAUUGGCUCAAUUAAUUGUAAUGGAAGGCGUACUGUAGACCCACUAAAUACCUGGGAAGUCUAAGACUUUGGUUCCGCCAUCUUCUUGUACGCCACGUGCCGUGCCGACUUGGUGUCAACUACAAAUUUGAAAACGGCGACGCGAUUGCGAUGACUACUUUCUGUUUAUAAGUAUUAUGAGUUGUCGAAACCACACCUGAUAUUGUGUUUUUGUUUAUUAAAUUAUACGACAGACUUGUUGAAUAGUUAUUUAAUUAAUAUAUGACUUACUGUUAUUGACAUGACAAGUUAGUGGCGGGCCGGUGUUCUGUUGUGACAGUGUUGCCAUAGAUAAUAUAACAUAACAGGUGAGAUUAGAGUUCUCCUUGUUUUUGAAUUGAGAAAAUGUAUGUCUGUUAAUAAUUUUGAUGCAUCAGUCUGGUUUUUAACUGUAUUGAUUUUUUCAAAAUCAUUUUUUAUUACGUGACUCACUAUGGAUAUUCGCUAUGUAGGUGCACGAUGGUAGCGUCAACUAGCGGUUACAAUUAUGUCGAACAUUGAAAUGUCAAAUGGUUGGCAUUUAGUACGAAUAGUAAGGAAACAAACAAUAAUUUUAUUGAAAUAGCGUAAUUUACUGAGAUUUUAUUCGAUUAUGUAAACUUAAGGUGUCGUUAAUACUGUUGUUUUUUUUUAUUUUCAGUCUAAAAUGCCACAAUCAGUAAAUUUCAGGUAAUAUACAUGAGUUUUUUCUAUGGCUGACUUUACGGAGAAUAAAUAAACAAAUAUAAUCGAAUAACGCAUUUCAUACAUAUUCCAGACGAUCUUUUAUAACUGUGGUGACAUUAAUAAUGCAGAGUUUUUGUGUAUUUUCAGUUAAAUAUGGCCAAAUUAAUUAUAAGAACUGGCUUCCAAGCAAUCACACACGACAUUGCGUUUCAACCUCAAACGACCAUAAAAGCAAAGCAAUUAGUUUCGGCUCAACAUGUACAAAAAAUUAAAUGUGGAGAUCAUAUGAGCCACACCAUUGAACCUUAUGUAAUUCGACAAACUUAUAUUGAUUCUAGUCGUUAUGUUACAAGUGUAAAAUGUGAUUGUGUGCACAAUAAGAGUGGCAGAUGUAAACACAUUGCAGCUCUAAUAUACUACAUUAACCACGAAGAAAGCUUUUCCAAAACCAGUGAAGAGCAGCAAAGAGGCAGACCUAGUGCCAGACAGUUUGCCAAAAAAAAGUAUUCAAAAGGAAAAUUUUCACUUUUCUUCACUUUGAAGAAAUGUAUCCACCGGCAAAGAAAAUUAAGUGAUCCUUGCCCUUAGAUAUUUUGGAAUUAAAGGGACAGUCAGCAUUAAAACUAAUAAUGGAAGCUAGUGCUUUGGGUUUUAAUAUGGAAGAAGAUCAUGCAUGCAUUACCAAAGUUGUUAAAAAUUUAGUUGACCAAGUUGAAAUUAAUUUACAAAUUGAAGAUUGCAUUGAAUGUUUAAAGAACUUUUGUAUUUUUAAAGAGGAGUUUGAAGUUUACAAAAGUUAUGAAAUAAAAAUUAACCAAAAUUUAAAACAAUAUAAUGAAGAAAAUAUUAUUAUGAAAGAUGAGAAAAUUGUUGAUUUGUGUUAUAAAACCAUAGAACAGUCAAAGUGCAAAGAGUGGUAUACUGCCAGGAGUUUAAGAAUCUCAUCCAGUAUGAAUGUACACCAUGUAAAAGCGAGGAAGUCAAGAUCAAUUGAUAGUUUAGUUAAUAAUAUGUUGUUCCCAAAAUCAAUUGAUUGUGACGCUAUGAAGUAUGGAAAACAUAAUGAAAGUUAUCCGCUGCAACAAUAUCAAAAGAUUUAUAACUGUCGUGUAAUAAAAGUUGGGGUAAU